CCGUGACGCCACGCGGAGGGGUGGAGUUCCCGUUGUGCGUGACGCAGUCCGUGCACGCCGGGCGCGGGCGGCGGCAAGAUGGCGGCAGCGGGCCCCGGGGAGGUGGAGCGGCUGGACUUCCUGCGGGAGCGGCAUGUGCGCUUCUUCCAGCGCUGCCUGCAGAUCCUGCCCGAGCGCUACUCGUCCCUGGAGACCAGCAGGUUGACAAUUGCAUUUUUCGCGCUCUCUGGUCUGGAUAUGUUGGAUUCCUUAGAUGUGGUGAACAAAGAUGAUAUAAUAGAAUGGAUUUAUUCCCUGCAGGUCCUUCCCACAGAAGACAGAUCAAACUUGAAUCGCUGUGGCUUCAGAGGCUCUUCAUAUUUAGGGAUGCCAUUCAAUCCCUCCAAGGGCCCAGGUAUGUCGCAUCCCUAUGAUAGCGGGCACAUAGCAAUGACUUACACAGGUCUGUCAUGUCUGGUUAUUCUUGGAGAUGAUUUAAGUCGAAUAAAUAAAGAUGCCAUAUUGGCAGGACUGAGAGCUCUGCAGCUGGAGGAUGGAAGUUUCUGUGCGGUGCUGGAAGGAAGUGAGAAUGACAUGAGGUUUGUGUAUUGUGCUUCCUGCGUCUGCUACAUGCUCGAUAACUGGUCAGGCAUGGAUAUGAAAAAAGCGAUAGACUACAUUAGAAGAAGUAUGUCUUACGAUAACGGCCUAGCGCAAGGACCUGGACUCGAAUCUCAUGGUGGCUCUACAUUCUGUGGCAUUGCAUCGCUGUGUUUGAUGGGUAAACUGGAGGAAGUUUUUUCAGAAAAAGAGUUGGACAGAAUAAGAAGGUGGUGUAUAAUGAGACAACAGAAUGGCUACCAUGGACGACCCAACAAACCUGUAGACACUUGCUACUCCUUUUGGGUGGGAGCAACAUUGAAGCUCUUGAACAUAUUCCAAUACACAGAUUUUGAGAAAAACCGCAAUUACAUCCUGUCAACUCAAGAUCGCCUUGUUGGUGGAUUUGCCAAGUGGCCAGAUAGCCAUCCAGAUGCUUUACAUGCCUACUUUGGGAUCUGUGGUUUGUCAUUAAUUGGAGAAUCUGGUAUUUGCAAAGUUCAUCCUGCCUUGAAUGUAAGCACAAGAACCUCAGAGCGCCUUCACCACCUUCAUCAGAUCUGGAACAAGGACUCUAAAUAGUGUUCAGAAGACACACACCUCUCUACAUGA
Molecule: messenger RNA, 1191 nt
Organism: Columba livia (rock pigeon)
Lineage: Eukaryota; Metazoa; Chordata; Aves; Columbiformes; Columbidae
Gene: PGGT1B
Product: protein geranylgeranyltransferase type I subunit beta
Biological process (GO): protein geranylgeranylation
Cellular component (GO): CAAX-protein geranylgeranyltransferase complex
Molecular function (GO): CAAX-protein geranylgeranyltransferase activity
Source: RefSeq, a predicted model, not a curated record